AUGCCCGGCAAGAUUAUUGAUCAAUACGAUCACGUUCCAGUGACCAAGGAAGACUUGGACUGGGCUGAACUUGUGACCCUCGAUCUGAGUCUCUUUGAACAACCUGGCGGUAAAGAGCAGCUUUCUAAGCAGCUUGAACACGCUGUGAAACAUGUUGGCUUCUUCUAUGUCAAAGGCUUCAACAUCGGCCAAGACGAAGUUGAUCGCCAAUUCGCUCUAGGUCGCGAGUUUUAUGAUCUCCCACUAGAGGAGAAACUAAAAUACCACAGCGCCAAUGAUCUCGUCAAUGGCGAGUAUAAUGGAUACAGACCUGCGGGUCACCGCGUCAUGGGUAACGGUGUCAAGGAUAAUGUGCAGGUCUACAAUAUCCCGAAAUUCGAUGGCUUCCACCAGCGACAACAGCCCCCCGUCAUCUCUGAUCACAUCGAAGAGAUUGAAGCUUUCAGUAGGAAAUGUCACACCGAAGUAGUAGAAAAAUUGCUCCGGCUCUUCGCCAUUCUUCUCGAACUUCCAGAAGAGGAUCAGCUAGUUCGCGAUCAUCAAUAUGAUGUCAAGGGCGAAGAUCACCUGCGCUACAUGCACUACGCAACGCGCAGUGCCGAAGAGAACAAGAAAGUGGGUGGCUUAUAUAGCGCUGGCCACACAGACUUGGGCUCCAUCACCCUGCUUUUCCGCCAGCCCGUGGCUGCUUUGCAGAUCCUCAACUCUGAUGGAGAAUGGAAGUGGGUCAAGCCCCAAGACGGGACUAUUACAAUCAACACCUGUGAUGCUCUCACGGCUUUGACUGGAGGAUACAUCAAGUCGAGUAUUCACCGUGUCCACACCCCUCCCGCGGAUCAGGCCCAUGUCGAUCGUUUGGGCGUGCUGUACUUUGCUCGACCAAACAACCAUGUUGUUCUGGAUCCUAUCGAGAACAGCCCUGUAUUGAAUCGUCUAGGUCUCACCCGAAAUGCUUUCACCGAGCUUGGUCAGCAUCUUACCACUGAACAGUGGGUGAAAGUGCGACAAACCCAGCAACAACGUCGUAACAGGGAUAUCAAAGUCUCCGAAGACGGGAAGUUCACUUAUGGAAAGGGAGAUCUUGAUAUCAUCCCCGGCUUGAAGGCUAAAAUGUACGACUAA
Messenger RNA from Penicillium verhagenii, 1122 nucleotides. RefSeq lists its product as uncharacterized. NCBI's taxonomy places the organism in Eukaryota, Fungi, Ascomycota, Eurotiomycetes, Eurotiales, Aspergillaceae. The record is from RefSeq and is a predicted model, not a curated record. The coding region runs from base 1 to 1122 and encodes 373 amino acids. Gene Ontology annotation, molecular function: dioxygenase activity. The transcript has 6 exons.